Molecule: messenger RNA, 1792 nt
Organism: Coregonus clupeaformis (lake whitefish)
Lineage: Eukaryota; Metazoa; Chordata; Actinopteri; Salmoniformes; Salmonidae
Gene: slx1b
Product: SLX1 homolog B, structure-specific endonuclease subunit
Exons: 5
Coding region: 577-1362 (261 amino acids)
Biological process (GO): double-strand break repair via homologous recombination
Cellular component (GO): Slx1-Slx4 complex
Molecular function (GO): crossover junction DNA endonuclease activity; 5'-flap endonuclease activity
Source: RefSeq, a predicted model, not a curated record
GGCGAGAUCUGGUGGGACCAUUAGUCGUUUUUCUCAAAGUUGCAGGAAUGCCACGUGCAUCCACUUAUAUCAGUACAUUUGUAACAGUAUGAACAUUACGAAACUUAUAUUCGAUCAAAUAAGCCUCAUGUAAUUCGACACUAUUAUAGACCUAAAUACAAAAAAGGGUUUAUCCCACACGGACAGAUUUUGGGAAGAGGAAAUGCUCUCGCUUCGCCUCUUCCCCUCUUGUUUACAGUACGUUUUUCUAAUGCAGAACCAGUAUCGGUUAGGGGGAAAUUUACUAUUUAUGAAAUUAAUUUGUAUGUAUUUAAUAAUGCUGGAGCAAAAUGAUAUAUUACCAUACUAAUCACGUCAUGUUUAAGUUAAACAAUGUACAAAAGUUGCUUUUGUAACCAGGUAGAAGUCAGACUAGCUAGCUAAAAUAGCUGGCUAGCUAGCUAACUGUUAGCUAACACAGGACAGGAUGCAAAGACCGUACCAGUGAGGUUUAUGACACUAACUUGCUUAUUAUUGACACAUAACUAAAAUCCAUAUUCCGAGUUUGGUGACUUGAGCAUUUAAUGUACAUCUACAAUGGUCGUGGAGGUAGAGAGCUUAUUCGGGGUGUACAUGCUGUAUUGCACCAAUCCCAAAUUCAAGGGUCGCAUCUACAUUGGUUUCACUGUGAAUCCAGAGCGUCGGAUAGGACAGCACAACGCAGGGCGACACCGAGGUGGUGCCAAGAGGACCAGUGGAAGGGGACCUUGGGAGAUGGUUCUCAUCAUUCAUGGCUUCCCCUCUGACAUAGCUGCUUUGAGGUUUGAGUGGGCAUGGCAGAACCCCCAUUCCUCCCGGCGCCUGUCCCACGUCACCCGGUGCUCAAAGAAGGAGUCCAGCCUGCAGUUCCACUGGCGCGUGGUGUCCAACAUGUUGCGGGUGACACCGUGGAGCCGCCUGCCCCUCACCACCCGCUGGCUCAAGCAGGAGUACAGGAUGGACUUUGAGCCUGGCCUUCAGCCGCCGCUGCAUGUCCCUGUGGCCUUCGGUAGCAUCAGGGCCAAGAAACAGAAACCGAAGGAAGUGGAGGAGGAGAAGGGGGCAGAUAUAUGCCUCCUUUGUCGGGGGACUGUGAAGUCUGCAGAUAAGAUGACCUGCUUCCAUCCCUCUUGUCACAUGACCAGCCACCUGAUUUGCUUAGCCAAACACUUUCUGAAGGCUGAGGCCGCCCAUCUCCUUCCUGUGGAGGGGGAGUGUCCCGGUUGCCGACACUCAGUACUGUGGGGGAGUCUGAUUCGCCACAAGAAUGGCUGUUACGGAGACCUGGAGGAGAACACAUCAUCCUCAUCCCAAAACCAUUGGACAGAUGAACUGCAGAUCUAAUCUGAAUGUAAUCAGUCAGAACCUUUCUAAUACAAAACUUUGAACUGCUACUGAGUCACCAUGAGUGUACAGAGAAGAGGCUGCGAAGAUAGGAUGAAAUACAGUAGAUCAAUGACUAGCAAGUUACUCUUGAAUGGACUUUCCUGCAACAGCAAAGGCUUGAUCAAUUGAUUGAUCCGUCAGAAGAUCAGAAGAUUUCAUGUUUGCACAAAAAUAAUGCUGGUCUGGUGUGAAUUUUUUUUUUAAUGCAACAUCUGAACCCUUUUUAGAUUUGUAAAAAUGGACAACAAAAAUGUAUAUUUAUGAAUGUAUCUGUUAACUAAAAUACAAUCAUGAAUAAGCCAGUUUUAAAUGUGUGUAAAAACCUAUAUGUAUUGUAUGUACAACCAAUAAAACAUAGAUGCUUUGUUUUGGAGCCAAGGAAAACACA